GGGGAGACGCGCGGCGGGAGCCCCGCGCCAGCAGCACCAUGGCCACCAAGGCUCGGGUGAUGUAUGACUUCGCUGCUGAACCUGGAAACAAUGAGCUGACAGUUAACGAAGGGGAGAUCAUCAUAAUUACCAAUCCGGACAUAGGUGGAGGUUGGUUGGAAGGAAAAAACAGCAAAGGAGAGAGGGGACUUGUUCCAACAGAUUAUGUUGAAAUUCUAACUGAAAGUGCAAAAGAUGGAUUUCCUUGUGGCAAUUCAGUAGCUGACCAAGCCUUUUUUGAUUCCCUCUCCUCAAGUACAGCUCAGAUCAACUCAGCUGCUAAAAACAAUAACCAGGUCAACAGUGCCCAUGACCCCUGGUCAAACUGGAAAUCUGGAAAUGUGGACAAUGCAAAUUCUGGUGAUGGCUGGGCAACCAAACCUGAAAGUGCAGCGGGGCAGAAAAACACCACUUCGAACAACUGGGAGGGAGCAGCACAAUUUGGGCACCCGCAGGCCUAUCAAGGCCCAGCGGCUGCUGAUGACGACGAUUGGGAUGAUGACUGGGAUGACCCAAAAUCAACGGCACCAUCUUACCUUGGCUAUAAGGAGAGUGAGUCUUCUGAGGCAGGGGGCCCACAGCGUGGAAAUACUCGUGCAGCUGCAAUGAAAUUACCACUUAACAAAUUCCCUGGAUUUGCAAAACCUGGAAUGGAACAGUAUCUGUUGGCAAAGCAGCUAGUAAAACCCAAAGAGAAAAUUCCCAUAAUUGUUGGAGAUUAUGGUCCUAUGUGGGUUUAUCCUACCUCUACGUUUGACUGUGUGGUGGCAGAUCCCAAAAAAGGUUCCAAAAUGUAUGGCUUGAAGAGCUACAUUGAAUAUCAGCUAACAUGUACUAACACUAAUCGAUCUGUCAAUCACAGAUAUAAACACUUUGAUUGGUUAUAUGAGCGUCUCCUGGUUAAAUUUGGAUUUGCCAUUCCAAUCCCAUCUCUUCCCGACAAGCAAGUCACAGGGCGCUUUGAAGAAGAAUUUAUCAAAAUGCGCAUGGAGAGGCUGCAGGGUUGGAUGACCAGGAUGUGUCGUCAUCCGGUUGUUUCAGAAAGUGAAGUUUUUCAGCAGUUCCUCAAUUUCCGGGAUGAGAAGGAAUGGAAAACUGGGAAGAGGAAGGCAGAAAAAGAUGAGAUUGUGGGAGUAAUGAUCUUUUCUACUAUGGAACCCGAAGCUCCUGACUUGGACAUGAUAGAAAUAGAACAGAAAUGUGAUGCAGUAGGCAGAUUCACCAAAUCCAUGGAUGAUGGAGUUAAAGAGUUGUUGACAGUGGGACAAGAACACUGGAAGCGUUGUACUGGACCAUUACCCAAGGAAUAUCAGAAGAUAGGAAAAGCCUUACAGAGUCUGGCACUGGUUUUCAGCACCAGUGGUUACCAAGGAGAAUCUGAUCUCAAUGAAGCAAUAACAGAAGCAGGAAAAACAUAUGAAGAAAUUGCCAGUCUCGUGGCAGAACAGCCAAGGAAAGAUCUCCAUUUUCUGAUGGAAACUAAUCACGAAUACAAGGGAUUUCUCGGUUGCUUCCCUGACAUUAUAGGAGCUCACAAGGGAGCAAUAGAAAAAGUGAAGGAAAGCGAUAAAUUAGUCGCAACCAGUAAAAUAACACCACAGGAUAAGCAGAACAUGGUGAAGCGUGUAAGCACCAUGGCUUAUGCAUUACAAGCGGAGAUGAAUCAUUUCCACAGUAACCGGAUUUAUGACUACAAUAAUGUGAUCCGCCUGUACCUGGAACAGCAGGCGCAGUUUUAUGAAACGAUUGCACAAAAGCUGAGGCAGGCACUUGGCCGCUUUCCGGUGAUGUAGAAAUAAACUGGGAUGGAUAAUGAAGAAAACUCCAAAGUGCUUUUCUGAUUUGGGGGCAAUGCGACUAAAAAAUUUGUUAGUCUUUGUCAUCCAAGAAACCAAAAAACACCACACCAAAAGGAAAAAAAAUCUGAAUUGCAAAAAAGUUAAAAUAAUUUAAGAUGUUUACUUUUAUCCGCCUUAGUCUUUGCCAUCCAAAAAAACCAAACAAAAUCUGAAUUGCAAAAAGAGUGACAAUAAUUUGAUGUUUACUACUUCAGCCUAAAUGCACCAGUUAUUUAGGUCUAUAUUUAUCUUGAACACUCUCCCUCCAUAGCUAUCUUUUAAACAAAAGCUGUCUCUUGCUGGAAAGUGCUUUCAAUUGUAGGGAUCGAAAUUGUCAAACUAUUCUGCGUUGCCAUGGAUUACAAACAGAUUCAUGGUUUGUCAUAAAUUCUUCCAGUUUGCUCUUAACUAGUGUCAGAUGAUGAGGUAUUUUUUCAUUUUAAAAAAGUGAAUAAGCCAGAAAAAGAUGGUUUUUAUAUUUUUUAUUUUCCUUAUAUUCUUUUCAGCAGUUAUAUAAAGUUUGUGUAUGUUUCAGUUGCACACUCAAGAUAAACUCUUAAUUGUUUUGUUUGGUGUUGCUCUAUAUGGUUGUGCUUUCCAACAUGUACUUCCAGCACACAGUCUCCAUAACACGCUGGCUGGCAAAUUGUUCACUUUUUUCCAUAAUUACUUAAUAUUCCGUUCUUGUGGAACAAAGCCUUAGAGCUUGUGUGUGUGUUGGGCUCUCCCUCCCCUCCUGGCCAUGCACUGUGCAAAGAAGAGACAUUAACCAAGGACAGAGCCAUUCCAGGAAACUGGAAAAAUAUUCUUUCACACCAGCAGUCUGACCACAUUAAAUAUUAUGCAGCCAUGGGCUACCUCUAAUAGGGUACUCAGUGCUGUGUCCUGGCCAUCAUUCUCCCCUUUGCCCUACAGAAGUCAGAGUAUCCGCAGAGAUGACACUUCCAGUCACUUUUGACACCAAGUGACGGGAGUCCCCAGAUUACUACCCAACUCAGGUUUUCACAUAGUAGCACAACAUGCUACUAGCUUCCAU
Molecule: messenger RNA, 2913 nt
Organism: Emys orbicularis (European pond turtle)
Lineage: Eukaryota; Metazoa; Chordata; Testudines; Emydidae
Gene: SNX9
Product: sorting nexin 9
Exons: 18
Coding region: 39-1832 (597 amino acids)
Biological process (GO): mitotic cell cycle; intracellular protein transport; cleavage furrow formation
Cellular component (GO): cytoplasmic vesicle; plasma membrane
Molecular function (GO): phosphatidylinositol binding; protein binding
Source: RefSeq, a predicted model, not a curated record